AUGGGCAAAAACAUUGAUGGCUUUUUGGUGAAGCUCCCAGACUCAAUUGAAUCUAGGCCAGAACUAGAGAAGCAGAGCAGAACACUGAAAAUGUGCAGUUAUGACUCAACUAGAGAUGACAUAAAGAAAACAGAAGCAAACCCCUUACCCAAAACCACCCAUUUUGUAGAGCCCAAGAGAGCAAUUUCUCCCUCAACUGAAUCAGCGGCAGCUUCGGGCAUGGGGACUACUGCAAUGCGAACUUUCCUCAGUGCUGACUUUUGCAAGAAUGCUUAUCGAGAGUCAAAGCUCCCUAAUCACUUGUUGAUGCUACCAUUUCUGUUUUAUAGUUCAGGCAAAUGGGGCACUAGAGGUUACAUGGUUUUUCUGAUGAUGUCACCCAGGAAUCACCCUCUAAGCCUCGACUCUGAACCCAGAGAGACAGGAAAAAGGGGCCUUUCAUUGACCGGGAGACUCUGGAAUGGUGCUUGCUCCUUGGUGUUCUGCCCUUCGCUCUCUAAUCGGGGCAUCCGUAUCCUGCCUUCAAUCCUUUGUAGAGGUGGGAGGGUGAAUGAGAGCAGAUAUAAGACAUUUUUUGUGCUUCUGAAAGCAAAGGGGGUGGUGGAAAUUAGGAUGAAAUGGAAGCUCAUAGACGAAAUUGAGGAAUGCUGGAAAUCUGGAGAGAAGGAAUUCUUUUGGUUUGAUUCAGAUAGUUGCCACAUCUGCAGUUCGUUACCCGAAGUGGGCAAAAUUAAUAGUAGUGAAAUGUUUGAUGUUACAAAGUUGAGAAGGACUGGCAUCAGUGUUGUUCACUGGAGGCAGGUGCACUAUAAAGCCAGUGUACCUGAUAGGCAGAUGUUAUUAGAGAUGAUGGAGGAUGUGUUUCACAACCUCUUGUACUACCCAAAUAGCAGAAUUCACUGGUUAGAUAAAAGUUCUGGGUUUCCGAUGAAAACCUUUAGGAUGUUCCACUGUAGAUUGGUGCCCAAUUUCUGGAGGAAACUAAACUCUUUUGAGCAGUUCCUGAACUUUGCAGAUCUUGUUUGUGAGGUGUGGUCUGGAUUUUGGAGGCCUGCUAAAAAUGUUGCAUCCAGCUUCUUGAGCAGUGUCCCCAGUGCCACGAACAAACCUCACUCAACAUCGUCAAAGGGCAAGAUUAACAAAAGAGAACGGGAAAGCAUGCUCCAGUGUGGCAUGUUGGUGAAGCUGAUGAACUUGGAGAAGCGCAAAAUUCCUUCUGUGGGUGGAUCAGUGUCAGCUGCUGGCAUCACCCACAAAAAGACACAGGACAACUUCAUCCAAGGUUUUGGGAUCUACCCCGGAGGUGGUCUGCUGAUCUCCAGAAUUUGGGAGCAGGACCCUGGGUAUUGGAUAUUUCCAAAGCUAGACAAAGUUUCCUUAAACUGUUUUGCACCCACUGUUGAGGAAUUCUCAAAGUUGAAUUUGGUAUAUGCACCUAAAAUUCAGAUUAAUGAUUAUUCUGUGUCACCUGAUGCUUUAAAAUGGUGCUAUUGUGGCCAGUGGAUUGACCCCAUCGCUAUGGGACUGUGCUACAGUUAUCUGGCAAUUAUGGGUAGAAGAUACUCUGCUGUUCUUGAUAAGGCCGUCACUGGGUCCCUGUUUAUGCAUUUGGAAAGUGGGGUGGAUAUUGUAUUGAUACAGCUGUGGGAUCCGAAGAGAGUUCAACAGAAAUCUUCUUUGAAAUCACUGGAGCCACUGAGCGAAAAAAGUGAUUUUCACGUGAGGCUAAGUGAACUCAGCCCUCUCAUUCCUGCAAAGCUGAAAUUCCACAUCUUUCAAAAUACAAGAGAAUUGGGCAAGGUGUUUGCUUUGGGUCUUUUCACACCCAAGAGCUCUGCUCUGCUAUCCAGCAUAGCGUACGGUGGAAGCUCGACUUCAAAUGAAUGGUGUCGAUUCCUGGGCAUGGAGAAGCUUUUAGAGCAGCAGCUGUUGUUGAUCCUUUUAGCAUCCACUGGAGUGAUUUUCCCGCUUCCUCUGCUUCAGUGGCAUUUACACAUGUUCCUAUUUUCCUGUCUUCCUAUGAGAUGUGCAGGUGCCUACUCUCCAGAGUGCAGUCCAGUGGCAUUAACGUCAACAACUACGGAAAUUCAUAUUGGUGAUUUGCCAGUGAACUUUUCGGUGACCAAUGUAACAGACCUAAACGGAGAGCAGUUCCGGAAUUGGCUAGAGAGUGAAGUCCAGAAUAUUACAAUUUCGGGCCUUAGACCUGGAGCAGUGUAUCUGAUCCAGUUUCAGAACGGCACCGAUACCUGCUGGCAGAAGUAUUCAACAAAGCCUAGUCGUGUGUUUGGGAUUGAAGUCACACACGUGGGGGCAACGGACGUGUCGUUCAGCUGGAAAAACGACGACACGGGUGCGUCUACGUAUAAAUACGUAGUGAUGGAUCUAGAAACUGUCCGUUUUGUGGGCAACCAGACUUUCAGUGCCACAAUCACAGAUCUGAAACCUGGGACCUUUUAUACAUUCAGAAUCAUUCCAGAAACAAAUGAUGGGAUAAAAGGAAGCCCGGUAGCCAUAAAUGUCACCACAAAACCGAGUCCAGUAUUCGAUGUCCAUCAUACGAACGUUGGUCCAACGGAGGUCAGCGUGGUCUGGCGGAACAGUGACCCUGCUGUAGCUACAUACCUGUAUCGGAUGCUCAUUGAAGAGAAUGGAACUGCCAACCAGACUUCCCAAAUUAUGCAAGUUAACAUCACAGAGCUGAAACACGGCUUCCAGUGCUGGGCCAGAAUUGAUCCUGUAGAAGGAAAUGAGCCUAACGAGAACAUAGGCCCCAGUACAGUGACCAAUUCAACAGAUGUCAGUGUAACCUGCCAAAAAGAUGUGUCCACAAGUGUGACUCCCGAAGGUGAACAGGCACCCCAGCUGACCCGAGUUAAUGUUGUGGGAUUGAAACCCAGUACCCAAUACACAGCCACAAUUUUUUCCCAAGCGGCUGAUGGGACCGAAGGAGACCCCGUGACUAUGGAAAUCUGGACAAACAUGAGUCAAAUUUUCGAUGUCCAGGCUGUGAAUGUCACUGCGUCAGAAGUGAGCCUAACCUGGGAAAACGAAGAUAACUCUUCAUCUGCCUACACCUACAGAAUCCUUGUUGAGUACGGUAGUGAUACUUCAUUUCACGCAUCAUCCGACUGGAGAAGAGCUGUCAUCACUGGACUGAAUUCUAGCACCUUGUAUAAGUUCACUGUGUAUCCACAAAGACAGGGUUUUCCUGAAGGCCUGCCAAACUUUACAGAAGCUUAUACAGCUCCACAGCCAGUUUCCGACUUUCGGGUGACAAACGUCAGCACAACAGAAAUUGGAUUAGCUUGGACCAGCAAUGAUUCUACAUCUUUCAGAAUACUUAUUACAGAACCUACAUCACCUCCUAGGAAUGAAGUAUUUACAACAGAAAGUGCUGUGAUAAGAGAAUUAGAACCUGGUACCACUUAUACCUUUGAACUCUUUCCACAAAUAGCAGGUACAACUGAAGGAGCAUCUGAAAGAAUAAGCAUCACUACCAAACCCAAUGCAGUGUUUGAUAUCCGAGUUGUAGGAGUGAAUACAACUACAAUAGAAUUAGCAUGGAAAAACAAUGACAAUGCUUCUGACACCUACCUUUAUCGCUUAUCGGUGAAUGGAGAUGAACUUUGGAACCAAACGUCUGUCUUCAAAAACGCUAGCAUCACCGGGCUAAGCCCUGGUACACCCUAUAACAUCACAAUCUUUCCAGAAGUGAAAAAUCAGACAGAAGGGAGACCAAACUUUACAGUUGUAUAUACGAGACCUAGCAAAGUGUUUGGCAUUGAAGUUUUGAGUGUUGCCACAACAGAGAUGACCUUAAGAUGGCAAAACCAAGAUAAUGCUUCUGCUGCAUAUACCUAUCUCAUAUUUAUUGAAAAUAACGAAACUGCCAGAAACCAGACAUCUAAUGUGCCAAGUGCUAGCAUCACAGGUUUAAGCCCUGGUACUUCUUACACAUUCAAAAUAGUUCCACAAGCAGGGGAUCACUUUACUGAGGGAGAGCCAGUCAGCAGUGCAUCAAAAUGUACAGUCGCAGCACCCUUGACUUCAUUUUGGUGCGAACCUGUGCCCAAACAGCCUGCCCUAAUUCUGAAGUGGAUUUGCCCUCCUGGUACAAAUACCGGUUUCAGAAUGGAAGUGAUCCACGGGGAAUGGAGGAAUGAAACCCAUCUUCCAGCCUGUCACUCCACAAGUGUGACAAAUGUGACCCUUUUAAGUUACGCCACUUCUUACAAUAUCAGUGUAACAACCCAGUCCUGUGGAAAUGAGAGUAUUCCGAGAGAAGAAAGCUGUGUUACGGAUAUCACGGAUCCUCCUGAACCAGUCGAACCGCCAAAUGUUAUUUCCGUCAGUCACAAUUCACUGAAAGUGAAGUUCAGUGGGUUUAAUGCCACGAAUGGACCAAUUAAAGCAUAUGCAGUAAUCCUUACAACAGGUGAAGGUAACCCUCGCAAGAACGUCCUGAACUACUCAUAUGAGGACUUCAAGAAAAAGGAAUCGAAUACUUAUGUGACUUACUUUAUAGAAAUUGAAGAAAACAGAGCCUCAGUCUUGUCCGAUGACUUAAAAUAUGAAGUUGAAGUGGGAAAUGAAUCCACUACAGGAGGCUAUUUCAAUGGGAGAUUGGAACCUCUUAGCUCAUACCGCACCAGUAUCGCAGGCUUCACCAAAUUUAACUUUAGCAAACAAGGACGCAUUGAGGAAGAGAAAAGCUAUGUGUCAUUUACGCCAUUUUCAAAUGCAGUAUCGUUACCACAAGAUCCAGGUGUCAUCUGUGGAGCUGUAUUUGGGUGCAUAUUUGGUGCCCUUGUUGUAGUGGCUGUGGGAGGCUUUAUCUUCUGGAGAAGGAAAAGGAAAUAUGCAAAAAACAAUGAAGUGUCCUUUUCUCAAAUAAAACCAAAAAAAUCAAAGUUAAUUAAAGUGGAAAAUUUUGAAUCCUACUUCAAGAAACAGCAGGCUGAUUCCAACUGUGGAUUUGCAGAAGAGUAUGAAGAUCUAAAGCUCGUUGGAGUUAAUCAACCCAAAUAUGCAGCGGAGAUGACUGAGAAUAGGGGAAAAAACAGAUAUAAUAAUGUUCUACCAUAUGACAUUUCUCGGGUUAAGCUUUCCAUUCAAAACCAUAUGACAGAUGACUAUAUUAAUGCAAACUACAUGCCCGGAUACCACUCGAAGAAGGAUUUUAUUGCCACCCAAGGACCCUUACCUAACACAUUAGAUGAUUUCUGGCGUAUGGUCUGGGAGAAAAAUGUACAUUCCAUCGUUAUGUUAACCAAAUGUGUUGAACAGGGCAGGACAAAAUGUGAGGAGUACUGGCCUUCCAAACAGGCCCAGCACUACGGAGAAAUAACUGUGGCAAUGACAUCUGAAAUUGUUCUUCCAGAGUGGACAAUUAGGGAUUUCACAGUGAAAAAUAGCAAGACGAAUGAAGGACACCCUCUGCGACAGUUUCAUUUCACUUCCUGGCCAGAUCACGGAGUUCCCGAAACAACAGACCUUCUGAUCAACUUUAGAUAUCUUGUUCAUGACUUUAAGAAGCAAAAUCCUCCCGAGUGCCCAGUUCUGGUGCACUGCAGUGCUGGAGUUGGAAGAACAGGAACUUUCAUUGCCAUUGAUCGACUUAUCUAUCAGAUGGAGAAUGAGAACAACGUUGAUGUAUACGGGAUAGUGUACGACCUUCGCAUGCAUCGACCUUUAAUGGUGCAAACAGAGGACCAGUAUGUCUUCCUCAAUCAGUGUGUGUGGGAUAUUAUCAAGUCCCAGAAAGACUCCAAGACUGAUCUUAUCUACCAAAACACAACUGCCAUGACAAUCUAUGAAAACCUUACCCCCGUGACAACUUUUGGGAAGACAAAUGGUUUCAUUGCUUAAUUCCAAAGGACAACCUCUCCGGGAACUCUCCAGACUGUCCUGCCCACAGGAAAGGGAAAUGCACUGUGGAUAUGUUUUUACAUGUACGGUGUCUUCAUUUUUUUUGUUCUGUUUCGUUAUGGCUAAUUUUGAAGGCUUAACGGUGUACACCUAAAAUUGCAAACGGAAAGUCAGACAGUAAGGACGCGUAAUAAGGUAGUUUCUGAUUAACAGUAGGAGGGGGUUGCCCUUUCUGUGAGAAUUUCAGAAAAGCCAGAAAAGGUAAGCUCUCUGUUCUUUUUUUUCUAAAUGACACAGGCUCUUUUUUUUACGGUUUUAUAAAGUCCACAUACUGAAGCCAGGGUCAUGUUAGGGUGAAUAUAUUUUAAGUAUAACGAAGUCUAUUUUUACCUACUGUAUCUUCAAAUCUAGCUGAUGGAACAUAUGCAUAAUUGUGGUUGUUAAUAGCACUGGGCGUGGGUACAUAGUACCUCCUCCAAGUGGAUUUUAUAUUUGAACAUGUGCCUUUCCUAAUUAUGCUUCCAUAGGCAAAAAUCGGUAGAGAUAUAAAUAUAUAUUUUUGUAUGGAAUCUUCUAAUUGGGAUAUACAGUAUAUUUAAAGACUUAGCUUAGCAUAAAGACUUAGCCUUCUUAGUAACAUUCCGGUUCCCUUUGUUGAGGAGGCUGUCCUCUCCCUCCUUCCCAUUUAUUGUGUCACACCCCUUUCUGCUCAUCUGAUUUCUGGCAAGCCUUCAUCUCUUCCAGCUUGCAAGUUGGGAUGGAGUGGACUGCAGAUGUCACUUUGAGCUUUGGUGAGAAGAAGGGGAAGAGCUACCCCUGUAGUGACAUGAUCUUCCUUCCACGCUCCCUACCCUUUCUGUUGUUUCCAUGUAUAGUAAGAAAGAUUAUUUAAAGGUGCAAUAUGUGAUUUAGUGAUUAAUGAAUGCUCUAUGUUUUUUAGUAGAGUUUUUACUCAGGUUGGCAUUUUAUGUGUGUGUGUCU
Tachyglossus aculeatus (Australian echidna) is the source of this 6852-nucleotide messenger RNA. RefSeq names its product protein tyrosine phosphatase receptor type J (gene PTPRJ). Gene Ontology annotation, biological process: protein dephosphorylation; angiogenesis. Bases 1 to 5871 code for a protein of 1956 amino acids. The transcript has 47 exons. Lineage: Eukaryota; Metazoa; Chordata; Mammalia; Monotremata; Tachyglossidae. The record is from RefSeq and is a predicted model, not a curated record. Gene Ontology annotation, molecular function: cadherin binding; protein tyrosine phosphatase activity.